CGUAACAACAACAAUAACUAGGCGUGACAACAAUGUUGAAUUUCUUCACUACCUCGAAUGGUUUCCGCAGCACCCUGCCCGUUGUCUCCAAUCUGACGGCGAUGAAUGUGUGGGACGGAGUCUGCAUGUGCUUCAUUUACGCCUCUUUACUGGAGUUCGUUUGUGUCAAUUAUGUAGGACGUAAGCGUCCGCUGCACAAUGUCGUCUAUCGUCCGGGUGAAAAUCCCGUAACACAGGAAAUAAUCGAACAAGAAUUUCACGCUGCUUUGUCGUCUCCCAACGAAAAGGCGAGCACCAUCACCACGCCGGACAUGGCCGGUACGCCGCUCCCAAUGAGCUUAGCCGCGCCCAAAUCCACACCGGGCACACAAAGGCCUGCGGAGAACGAACUUCUUAGCGGCAUGCGGUGGCAAGAGGCGCAUGGUGGUAUCAUUGGUGCAGCAGUGCAAAAUUUGCGAGCACGUUCUAUUAAACGUAAAAGCGGCCACGAAGCCACAAGAAGCGCGUCAUCAAAGUCCACAUCGCCAGGUCUAAAAUCCACCUCAUUGGCUACCGAGCACAUUUAUGAAGAGCCUGAGCCGGGUAGCAAUAUGACAGCAAAUGUGGCUUCGACAAGUGUUAGAUUUGAAGAUGUACAGCAAAAGGAAAGCUCUCCCACGCUGCGCCGCUCUGUUGGCACUAGCACGCCAGCGUUGGUGGUGCGCAUCGAGCAAGAAAAGGAAGAACAAGAAGAAGGGGCGAAGGAACAGUUGAAGCUGCAACCAUUGCCAUUUAUCGAAAUGGCCGAGCGCCAGCAUCAAUUAGAAUUACCUUUAAAGCCGCCACGCAGAAAAUCUUCGCGUUCAAAUUCACCAAGCAGCGCCUACGCGGCGGAUAUGGAAGCAAGAAUAAUAAUCGGGACAAGGACAUCCGUGACUGAAGUGAAAAAUGGCGAAAAGCGACGUGACGCCGGAGCACCGAAUGAGAUUGUGGCAUGCACCACAUGCGGAAGCAGCAAUAGCCCGUGCACCCACUCCGCUAAUAAUGGAUGCGCCACGGAGACCUGCUUUGUUCAGAUGCGCAAGAAAGAGCCACCGCAUCCGAUACGUGUGGCGAAGACGAUUGAUGUCAUCGCGAGAAUAACAUUUCCAACAGCUUAUGCCAUAUUUCUCAUAUUUUUCUUUGUACACUAUAAGGGAUUUUCAUAAAAUUAAGCUAAAAGCAACAUCCAUUAACUUGCGCUUAAGGAAACAGCAUAAAAACAGCAUACAAUUAUUUGAUAAUCUAAAAAUGUGGAAAUACAUCUUAAAAGUCAUGACCAUAAAUGAACAAAAUUUCAAAGUUCUAAAGGUCUUGCAAAGCCAUUUAACUUAAAUUUAUUAAAGAAAACAACACAAACUAAUUUAUUUAAAAAUUAACACAUAAGUUAAAGCAUAUAAAAAGCAUAUAGUAAAGCAAAAACAAAACAAAGAACAAGUGAUAAACAACGCUAAUCGUCAAUAUAAAAAACAAGAACAACCCUAGUUAAAAAACAUAAAAUUUUUUAUUAAAAUAAAUAUACAAACGAAUUGUUUAUUAUUAAUAUAAUAUUAUUUAUACGACAUUAAAAAUAAACAAGCAAAACAGUAGCAGUCGGGUGCAGCCGACUGCUCAAUACUCUGUUCACAGUGUAAUUAUAGCUUAAAUUAGACAAACAAAAACCUUGAUGAUAAGUUGUUGGCUCUAAGAAUGCAAUUUCAAAACAUUGACUUUCAAACUGUGACUGCGAGAUAUCGAUCAUUUCCUUCGUUAGUCGGGGAGUGGGCGGAGCGGGAAUAUUGCCUACUCAAUCUUUAAUCCUUUAGGAUUUAGAGAUAGUCAGGAGAAGACUGCCUGCAAUAUUUGUGACUCUAGCUUUCAAAUUGUGUGAGGUCCAGAUUUCGCGGUUAGCCCGCCGCCUAGAUUACAUGGCCAAAAGUCUUAGCACAUUGUCUGGCACGGACGUACAUGGGAUACGGAGUUAUAUAUUUCAUGUUUGAAGAGUAUAAUAUUUUAACAAAGGUUGCGUUUAUUCAAACAAACGGACGGGAAGCAAGACAAUGCACAAAGCCAAUAUACUCAUUUUCAAUUUGUGAACAGAGUAAAAAUCAUACGUAUUGAUAUUCGACUGCUUGUUUAAAAACUGUGGACAAGAGACUUGCUUUAAAUCAAAUGUUUGGCAAGUUGGAAUAAAUAAUUAUUUUCAUAAAUAAUAUUUAAACCGAUAUUUUAAGAACUUAUGCUGAAAGUAUGUACCAAAAUGAAACGCCGUCUAAAAUAAAAGACCUUAGCAUAAAAAGCAAACAAAAAUCAGCUUUAAAGCUAUAAGUAUCUAACCGUAGUUGAAAAGAAAAAUAAUAAAAAGGUGAUCCAGGUUAUCAUCACACAAAAAUAGUAACAAUGAAUGAACCUUGCAUAAAAGUCGUAUUUAUACAUAUGAAGAUAUUAUACACAUAUGCAUAUGUUAUUAACAACGUUUCUAGUCAAAUAUUUUGCGUGAAAAUAAAUUUUGUUCAAUUACUUUAUUUAAUUUAAAGCCUUCAAAUAUUCAAGUUAUUAUUCUACACAUUUUGGGUUCCUCAAAAUUAUAUAUUUGUGUAUGUAUAGAAAUAUAGGUUUAUUUGUAUGCUCUGUUUCUAUUUUAUUUUUUCCUUAAAAUAAAUGUUUUGUUCUUUUCAGUGCAUUAGUUGCUGCCAACGUUAGUCCUUAUACUCUGUACCCAUUAAAAGUGGGUCAAAAAGUGCAGAAGAAAUCUCCUAAUAUUAACUUAUAUGUUAAAUCAGAAAGUUGAUAUUGGUCGUUAUAGCCAUGUCCACCUGUCGGUCUGUAUAAGCUCGCUGAUCUCAAAAAGUGCUAAGGGUCUAAAAUAUUGAAUAUUGUUUUACCUACAAAUCGAUUAAUAUCAAUUAUGAACUUCACUUUCUUGAGUAGAUGAGACAGAUUAUAAUAGUUGAAGCUAGGAUACAGAUUAACGCAUAUAUUAACAUUAUUUAAUGCCUUCCAAUAUUCAAAUUGAAUGGCCCGUGUUAUCAGAUAAGCACAAAACAGUUUGAGGAUCUUUUCUCAAAGCCAUGGCGUUAAGUGAAGAUUAAGCGUAACCACACAAUAUGUGUUUUUGUGAGAAAUGUAAUACGUGUAAGUAAGUACAAAUGUAAGAGGUGGGUACAGGGUAUCUACUAGUCGACCACGCUCGACUAGAGCACUAAUAUUUUCUUAGGUCUUUUGUAUUACUUAAGUGAAACAAGCCAGCAAUUAAGCAGGCGUUUCAUAAUAUGUUAAUCAUCUUCAAUAAUUUAUAAAUAUGUAUUUUAAUAAUGUCGUAUAUAUCCAAUAAUUGCACUCAAUUAAACCACACAAGAAAGGAAUUGGAUUCAACAAUAUAAUUAAAAACAUAUCAAAGCAAAUAAAACAGCAUGAAAGCAUAAUAUAAAAUAUAUUAAAUAUAAAAAAAAAGUUAAAACAAAUAAAAAAAAUGUAGAAGCUAUGUUAACUCAAUUAUAAACAACUCGCCCAGGUAUUUUAGAUACAAUUUACCUUAAAAGCAAAUAAUGCCUCACAACAUUUGCAUAUAGAAGACCAAAACUACACAACAAACCAAAAGUAUUUAAAAAUAAAAACAGUAUACUUAAAUUAAAACAUUUUAGCUAAACUAAUUCAAUCCUUAAAGCCUUGUGAUAAACUUAACAAAAAUUUAAAAAUAAAACCGUUGCAUAAAUA
Drosophila montana is the source of this 3714-nucleotide messenger RNA. It is a transcript of the gene pHCl-1, whose product is annotated as pH-sensitive chloride channel 1. The transcript has 4 exons. Gene Ontology annotation, biological process: monoatomic ion transmembrane transport. NCBI's taxonomy places the organism in Eukaryota, Metazoa, Arthropoda, Insecta, Diptera, Drosophilidae. Gene Ontology annotation, cellular component: membrane. The record is from RefSeq and is a predicted model, not a curated record. Gene Ontology annotation, molecular function: monoatomic ion channel activity; transmembrane signaling receptor activity. The coding region runs from base 33 to 1187 and encodes 384 amino acids.